CAUAUACAAUUCUGUGUAAUCGAAAUGACAUCUGUUUGAAUGCUGCGUGAAGCGCGCAUGAAGAUUGUGGAAAUUUGGAAAAUCUGAAGGGAAACUUUGAAUAAACAACACAAAAGUGUACAGAAAAUGUCGAAAAGAAAAUUGUUUAUGUGAAAGCAGCAUUUUACCACCUGUUCGAUACAAACGAAAUUGUGUACAAAAUUUGAGGAAACAACAGAUUGUGCUGUGUACGUAAAAGAAACGAAUUUAACUGUCAAUUAACACUUUAGUAUAGACAAUAACAAAGAAGUGAGGGAGGGCAAGACAAGGUAAAUCGCUAAGGACAUCAACAGCAGUGAGUCAAAAAUAGAAUUGGAAAUCAAUUGGUUACAAGGGGCAACCAUAAAUUGCGCAACGGUGCGGAACUUAUUUGCUGACUGCAAAUAAAUAAAUUAACAAACAAAAUAAUAUCAAAAAUACAAGGAUCAGACUAUUCUUGAACAUGGACACCGAUAAGAUGCCAAAUAAUGCCGCAGCACAAGCUGCUGGUAAUGGUGUAGCGGGACGUGGCAAUGGCGUUGCUGGAAAACGUGCUUGUGCCGCUACUACAGCUGGACAUGUUUCGACAGUCGGUGGACGCAAAAAGUCUGGGCCAAAGUUUGAGUUAUCAGACGCACAGAAGGCUGAUAUUAAGGAAGCAUUUGAUUUGUUUGACAGCGAAUGUACAGGAUAUAUUGAAGUCAAAGAACUGAAAGUGGCCAUACGUGCUUUGGGUUUUGAACCAAAGAAAGAAGAAAUUAAACGUAUGAUAGCUGAGAUUGAUAAAGAGGGCACUGGUCGUAUAUCGUAUGGUGAUUUUGUGCACUUAAUGACAAUGAAAAUGGCGGAAAAGGACACGAAGGAGGAAAUUUUGAAGGCUUUUCGGUUGUUUGAUGAUGACGACACUGGUAAAAUUUCUUUUAAAAAUCUCAAGCGAGUUGCACGCGAACUGGGAGAAACUUUAACCGAUGAAGAGCUGCGCGAAAUGAUUGAUGAGGCCGAUUUGGAUCAUGAUGGCCAAGUAAGUCAGGAUGAGUUUUUGCGCAUCAUGAAGAAAACAAGUCUGUAUUAGUGUGCCGCUUGCGGAUACUACAAUUCUUAAUUCCAAAAAAAAAAA
This is a messenger RNA of Teleopsis dalmanni, 1135 nucleotides long. RefSeq names its product caltractin. The transcript has 3 exons. Gene Ontology annotation, molecular function: calcium ion binding. Gene Ontology annotation, biological process: mitotic cell cycle; centriole replication. The coding region runs from base 482 to 1090 and encodes 202 amino acids. The record is from RefSeq and is a predicted model, not a curated record. Gene Ontology annotation, cellular component: centrosome; centriole. NCBI's taxonomy places the organism in Eukaryota, Metazoa, Arthropoda, Insecta, Diptera, Diopsidae.